CGGAAGAGAAGAAUUGGUGAUGAAGACGAAGCAGAAGAGGAGAUAAAACGGGAGGAGCUGUGGAAAGACAGUGAGGAAGAUGAUGAGGAGGAAGAAGAGGAGAAAGGACCUGCAGAAGACCCUCUGGCUACGUACAGCCAUCAUCAACUCACAGAAGCCGUAAUUGAGCUGAUGCUGCCUGGAGAAACAGUGGCUGCUGCUCUGAGAAGACUUGGAGGUCUUGGAGGACACAAGAAGAAAGGAAGACUGAGAGAAGGAGAGGAGGAGAAAAAAGAGACUUCGAACAGAGACGCUGAUAAACUAGACAAACUGACAGCAUUGGCAGAUAGACUAGUGGGGAUUGGAGAAUUUGAAAUUUAUCAGCAGACUUAUGAAAAACUGACCUACAAGCUGAAGGGGUUGACUCGAGGAAAGGCAGCCAAAAUGCUAGAGGAGGAAAAAGAUGAUCUAGACAUGUUCGCUGAGGAGUUUGAUGAGAAGCAUGGUGCAGAAAAAGAUGAGGAUAAAGACAACAGCAGAGUGAAUGAUGUGGUCAUGUGGGAAUACAAAUGGGACAAUGAGGAAAACUCUGAGCUCUAUGGGCCCUUCAACAGCCAACAGAUGCAGGACUGGGUGGACGAGGGUUACUUCAAGGAUGGAGUAUACUGUAGGAAGAUUGACCAAGAACAUGCCCCAUUCUACAACUCAAAGAGAAUAGACUUUGAACUUUAUACAUGAUCUGUGGAUGAAUUCUGUUACAGAUUUUAUUUGAUUUCUUCUGCCCAUCUGAGAGGGCUUCUCCGAAUAAUUGUUUACUCUUCAAUAAUUGUCUUUGUUUUAUGAACAAACAUACACUAGAAUGUGCACCUGUGUUUGAUACAUGUGUUUUAAAAUAAAGACUUUAUGGCUGGAUCCAACCUGGUAUUCUGGCUAAUGUUACAGCUAUUCUGACCGGAUUUACAAUUUUAAAGAGUGCUGCUAUUUUACUACACACCAGAUUCAAAAUGCAAACCGCGGGGCGCUACAUAUGCAACUUUGAGGUUCACAUGGGGACAAAGACGACUAUUCGUGGCCUCGCUAUUGGUUGCAAUUCUCCCUCCUGAAACCCAAUUGGCAGAACGUUGACGCUGC
Sinocyclocheilus anshuiensis is the source of this 1110-nucleotide messenger RNA. Its product is annotated as CD2 antigen cytoplasmic tail-binding protein 2-like. Lineage: Eukaryota; Metazoa; Chordata; Actinopteri; Cypriniformes; Cyprinidae. Gene Ontology annotation, molecular function: protein binding. Gene Ontology annotation, cellular component: U5 snRNP. The record is from RefSeq and is a predicted model, not a curated record. The annotation marks the transcript as partial. The transcript is spliced from 3 exons.